UUGGAAUAUUUACAGUAGAUGGUAGGAUCUAAUAAAAGGGCCACACGGAUUCUCUUAGGAGGACCUAAUUUUUUUUCCCCACGCGACCACUGUGUUGUGCCCUCACACUUGGGGUUGUGUAUGUAUAUGCAUACAUUUGUACGUGUAAGUAGGAAAAUUUUCUCCUCGCUCAUCACUGUCACCACUGUUCAGCUUGUGAAGUCGUAAAUCUUUUGAAAAAAUAAAAGACUUAAAUAGCUCUCUUCUCCAGCAGUUAAGGUCCGAGCUUGCAGGCACUUCCCAUGGCAGUAGCCUCCAUAACAAGACUAGCGUUCUUGCUCCUCCUAAUCUUCCUCUCAAGAACUACAUGGGCUCUAAACACUUCUUCUUCAGCUUCCUUAGAUUCCCAUUUAAGAUCAUUCUGCCACUCUGCCCCAUACCCAGAAGUCUGUUUUGACUCGCUCAAGCUCUCCAUCACCAUCUCCUUCAACCCAAACAUCCUCACCUAUCUCCUUCAGUCCCUCCACGUCGCAUUGUCCGAAGCCGGAAAGCUCGCCGACGUACUCGCCAAGGCCGGACAACGCUCAAACAUCAUAGAAAAACAAGAAGGAGCCCUCCAAGACUGCAACGAACUCCACCAAAUCACUCUCUCUUCCUUGCAAAAAUCUGCGUCUUGGGUCCGUUCCUCCCCCAACGCCGAGUCCCGAAAACUAGCCGACGCAAGAGCCUUCCUCAGCGCCGCCCUCACCAACAAGAACACUUGCCUGGAAGGCCUGGACUCGGCUUCUGGCACAUUCAACCCAACGCUUCUGAAUUCAGUGAUUAGUACUUACAGGCAUGUUAGCAAUUGUCUUUCCAUUCUCUCAAGGUUGAGCACGCCCGAACGCCGUCCCAACCGCCGCCUUUUAGGCGUUCCCAAAUGGGUGUUGAGGAAACACGGCCGCGUUCUGCAUAUCUCUAGCCUUGAACAAUAUGACGCGAGCUCGGUGCUGUUGGUGGCCAAGGACGGGACUGGUAACUUCACGAAGAUCACCGAUGCCAUCAAUUUUGCUCCUAAUAACAGUGUUCACAGAGUCAUUGUCUACAUUAAGCAAGGGGUGUACGAUGAAAAUGUAGAAAUCCCAAGUUAUAAGCCCAACAUUGUUCUGCUGGGAGACGGAACCAAUUUAACUUUGAUUACCAGUAACAGAAGCGUGGUCGAUGGUUGGACCACCUUCAGAUCCGCCACUGUUGCGGUGUCAGGGGACGGCUUUCUGGCGCGGGACAUAAGCUUCGAGAACAGAGCAGGAGCAGAGAAGCACCAAGCGGUGGCUCUCCGAGUGAACGCGGAUUUAGCAGCGGUGUACCGGUGCGCCAUUAACGGGUACCAAGAUACGCUGUACGUCCACUCUUUCCGGCAAUUCUAUCGCGAAUGCGACAUCUACGGGACAGUGGACUUCAUCUUCGGGAACGCUGCGGUAGUGUUUCAGGCAUGCAACCUGGUUGUGAAAAUGCCGCUCAGAGGCCAGUAUGCGGUGGUGACGGCACAAUCCCGGGACUCGGAAUACGAGGACACCGGCAUUUCCGUGCAGAACUGUUCGGUCGUCGCGGCGAGCGAGUUGUACAACGUGAAGGCAACGAACCGCGUGAGGAGCUAUCUUGGGAGGCCGUGGAGGGAGUACUCGAGGACGGUGUUCAUGGAGUCGUACAUCGACGAGCUCAUCGACCCGACCGGUUGGGUGGAGUGGCCGGGAGUUGAUGAGGGCAGGUUGGAGACACUGUACUAUGGAGAGUACGAAAACGAUGGACCGGGUUCGGGGACGGAGAACCGGGUUCGUUGGUCGGGUUAUCAUGUCAUGGAUUACGACGACGCGUCUAAUUUUUCGGUGUCCAACUUCAUCGCCGGGGACGAUUGGCUGGAGUCGACGUUGUUUCCUUUUGAUGAUUAACAAGUUUUGUUUUUUCUUUUGUUGUUUCACUUAAAUGAUGCACAUCUUGCCAAGCAAAAUUUGGCGGCCCAAA
Molecule: messenger RNA, 1980 nt
Organism: Malania oleifera
Lineage: Eukaryota; Viridiplantae; Streptophyta; Magnoliopsida; Santalales; Ximeniaceae
Product: probable pectinesterase/pectinesterase inhibitor 12
Exons: 2
Coding region: 282-1907 (541 amino acids)
Biological process (GO): cell wall modification
Molecular function (GO): pectinesterase inhibitor activity; pectinesterase activity
Source: RefSeq, a predicted model, not a curated record